Beta vulgaris subsp. vulgaris (sugar beet) is the source of this 2709-nucleotide messenger RNA. Its product is annotated as auxin transporter-like protein 2. Gene Ontology annotation, cellular component: plasma membrane. The record is from RefSeq and is a predicted model, not a curated record. NCBI's taxonomy places the organism in Eukaryota, Viridiplantae, Streptophyta, Magnoliopsida, Caryophyllales, Amaranthaceae. Bases 929 to 2401 code for a protein of 490 amino acids. The transcript is spliced from 8 exons.
UGUUAGCUUUUGCUUUUUUUUUUUUUUGGUAAUGUUAUAGGUUGCCCUUAGAGUUACAUAUAAGCAUUAAAUACAUUUUUUUUAAUAGAAACAGUUUAAGAAUUCAAGACACAUUUUCACAUCAACUGAGGUAAUAAAUGUUUGAUUUAAUAUUUUAUUUCCAUUUUAAGCCCCUUAUACAUAACUCUUCGUCUAUGUAUAAUUUUCCUUUUUUCUUAAUCUAAAAAAAACAUACACUACCCCACUAAAAAAGAAAAAAAAAAACUCCUUAAAAACCCAUGAUUAUUUCUCCUUCUUCUGCUGAAGCCGCUUUCUUUUUCUGAAUUCUGAGAGACACUAAACUCUGAAUUGAAACCCAGAAAUUUCUGUAAAAAAUUAGAGUGAGAAAAUUCAGAAUUCAUAGCUCCAAUUUCCCAUUUCUUCUUCACCUGCCAAACACACCCUAACUUUAAUUAGAGAGAUAAAUCUUAAAUCUAAAUUCUCUCUCUUCCUUUUUUUUUUCUUCUUUUUUCAUAAAAUCAGAUAAUUUGUCCACUUCGAGUUGUCUCUUUCUCACACUCUCUCUCUCCUUACUUCAAUCCUAAAUAUACUGUUAUUCGAAGUUUUUCAUACCCAUAAAUUUCAUUUGGGUUUUUUUUCAUCUGGGUUUAUGUCAUUUUCCUUUUUCUUUCUCAUUUAAUCAUAAACGAGAAUAAUUGUUGGGUAGUUGAGUUUCUAAUAUAAAUUUCCUUGUAUUUAUUUUUCUACCCAGAAACAUAAUCUUGUUUAAAGUUUGCAUCUUUUUUUAAGAGAUAAUUCUCGUGAGUUUGAUUUUUGUCAGUUUAUGUAACUGAUUUUCUUCUUUUUUAGGUUACUUUUUUAAGAAUUUCUGAAACAAACUUUCUUUUGUUUUAAGAAAGAAAAAUUGAAUUUGGAGGAGUGAGUUAAAAUGACAGAGGUUGUUAAGCAAGUAGAAGCAGCAUCAAUGGUGAAUCAAACAGAUGAUCAUCAAAUAAUUGAUGGAGGAGUGGAGGAGAGAGAAAAUGUAGUAGGAAGAAUAGAGGAAGAAAAUCAGAAAUCAAGCUUUAAGAACUUUCUAUGGCAUGGUGGCUCUGCUUAUGAUGCUUGGUUUAGUUGCGCUUCCAAUCAGGUGGCUCAAGUGUUAUUGACAUUGCCAUACUCAUUCUCACAAAUGGGGAUGGUAUCAGGACUAGUACUUCAAGUGUUUUAUGGGUUGUUGGGAAGUUGGACAGCUUAUCUUAUCAGUGUGCUCUAUGUUGAGUAUAGAAGCAGAAGAGAGAAAGAAGGUGCCAGCUUCAAGAACCAUGUCAUUCAGUGGUUUGAGGUGUUAGAUGGCCUGCUAGGGCCAGUCUGGAAGGGACUUGGAUUGGGUUUCAAUUGCACAUUCUUACUCUUUGGAUCUGUGAUACAACUUAUAGCUUGUGCAAGUAAUAUAUACUACAUAAAUGAUCAUUUGGACAAAAGGACAUGGACAUACAUAUUUGGGGCAUGUUGUGCCACAACAGUGUUUAUACCCUCCUUUCACAAUUAUAGAAUUUGGUCCUUCCUUGGACUUGGAAUGACCACUUACACUGCUUGGUAUUUGACCAUUGGUGCCCUUGUUCAUGGCCAGAAACCAGGUGUGAUCCACUCUGGUCCAAAAAAGUUGGUGCUCUAUUUCACAGGAGCAACCAAUAUCCUCUACACUUUUGGUGGACAUGCUGUUACUGUGGAAAUUAUGCAUGCUAUGUGGAAACCACAGAAGUUCAAGUACAUUUAUUUACUUGCAACUCUUUAUGUUUUCACCCUUACACUCCCAUCUGCUGCUGCUGUCUACUGGGCUUUUGGUGAUGAACUCCUUACUCAUGCCAAUGCCUUUUCUCUCCUCCCUCGUAAUCGUUUCCGUGAUGCCGCCGUUAUCUUAAUGCUCAUUCACCAGUUUAUAACAUUUGGAUUUGCGUGCACACCUCUGUACUUUGUGUGGGAAAAAGUGGUGGGGGUACAUGACACCAAGAGUUUAUGCUUAAGGGCAAUAGCUAGAUUACCAGUGGUAAUACCAAUAUGGUUCUUAGCAAUCAUAUUUCCCUUCUUUGGGCCCAUUAACUCUACUGUUGGGGCCUUCUUAGUCAGCUUCACUGUUUACAUUAUACCAACUAUGGCCCACAUGCUCACUUACAGAUCGGCCCAGGCCCGUAAGAAUGCCGCAGAGAAACCUCCCUUCUUCCUACGAAACUGGACAGCAGUAUAUGUUUUCAACACUUUCAUAGUUGUCUGGGUAUUUAUUGUGGGUUUCGGAUUUGGAGGGUGGGCAAGCAUGGUGAACUUCAUUAGGCAAGUUAAUACUUUUGGCCUUUUUGCUAAAUGCUAUCAGUGCAAGCCACCACCAGCACCUCCAGCCGCGCCAGCACCACCACAUCACUGAUCCAUUAAGUAUUUAUACAAUACUUUGAUCAACAAGCAGCUCAGUAAUUAGUAUUGUUUCUUUUUGUAUCUUAUGAGUGAAUACUAGUUGUAACAUUGUCGUGGCGAAGCCUAGCUCUAGUUCUUGUUUGAUUCAGACAAUAUUUAGUUGUGAAAAUGCUUCAGUUGUGGUACAUAUACAUUUGAUGUUGGGUUAGUUGUGGAUGUGGGAAAAUUGGAAGUGCAUUUGGUCCUCAUGCUGUGUGUAGCAUAGGACUCUUUUAAGCUAUAUUGGAAUUUUUUUCUAUCUAAUGUUAAUUUGCAGGACCA